CGGAGCUACAUUUCAAACAGGCGGCGGGACGUCUCUCGUUUCCCAUCUGGGCCUGUAGCGUAAAAAAGGGCUUGAGGUUUUUUUUCGCUUCAGUUUCAGCCCAGUUCUGUCUCACUGUUUCGGACGCCGAUGGCGAAACAGCAAAGCCGGGAGCAGGGCAUCACCUUGCGGGGCAGCGCCGAGACUGUGGCGGAGUUUUUCUCCUAUGGUAUCAACAGUAUCUUGUAUCAACGUGGAAUAUAUCCUGCUGAAACAUUUACACGUGUUCAAAAAUAUGGGCUUACCAUGCUUGUUACUGCAGACUCUGAACUUAAAAACUACCUGAACAAUGUUGUAGGACAACUGAAAGAAUGGCUCUUUGAAUGCCUUGUUCAACGGCUAGUGGUAGUGAUCUCUAGUAAGGAAACCAGCGAAGUUCUUGAAAGAUGGCAAUUUGACAUUGAAUGUGACAAAACUGCCAAAAAUGAGAAUGCACCAAGGCAGAAAUCUCAGAAAGCUAUACAGGAUGAAAUCAAAUCUAUUAUCAGACAAAUAACAGCUACAGUGACAUUCCUUCCUUUGUUAGAAACUACCUGUGCAUUUGACUUACUCAUAUUCACAGACAAAGAACUGUCUGUUCCAGAAAAGUGGGAGGAGUCAGGACCACAGUUCAUCACCAAUUCUGAAGAAGUCCGUCUUCGUUCUUUCACUACUACAAUACACAAAGUUAGCAGUAUGGUGGCCUACAAAAAGGACACCUUGCUGUGAUUUAGUAAAUAAUGUUGUGUAUAUAUAUGUGCCCUUUUGUAUGAUUCCUUACCCAACAGUAAUUAAGAUUCUUUCAAAAUACCAGCUUGGCUAUCUGAGCUGAAGCAUCAUCUUGUAAAUAUACCUUAAGACUAGAAUCCUGUCCUUUUAAUAUUGCAAUUGAAUUGUCAGUGUUUUCUAUGUAAUAGAAUGUAUAAUGUAUAUGCCAUUUUACUAAAAAAUAAAAUUCACAUGGUUUUUAUUUGGUCUUAUCUUAAUAAUGAAGGAGUUAUUUGAAGUAAAAAAGCUGUAUUACAGAUAAACUAGUUAUGUGAAAAAGUACACCCUCUUUUAGUUCUAUGGUUUUAGAUAUGAGGACAUAUAAAA
Messenger RNA from Ahaetulla prasina, 1113 nucleotides. RefSeq names its product mitotic arrest deficient 2 like 1 (gene MAD2L1). Gene Ontology annotation, biological process: mitotic spindle assembly checkpoint signaling. NCBI's taxonomy places the organism in Eukaryota, Metazoa, Chordata, Lepidosauria, Squamata, Colubridae. Gene Ontology annotation, cellular component: nucleoplasm; kinetochore; cytoplasm. The transcript has 5 exons. The coding region runs from base 130 to 747 and encodes 205 amino acids. The record is from RefSeq and is a predicted model, not a curated record.